AUGAUGCACACCGCCAAUGGGACCUCGAGGAAGAGGAUGAGGGGCGACAGGAUCCUCCGUUUAAAGACGUUUUGCGAUCCCGGCCACCCGGUGAACUUCAAGGGAUCUUCUUUCCGAGAGAACGUAUCGUCUCUUCUCGAGUUCGGAUGCCGAGCGGAGGGAUGGAAUGGACCUGGUACAGAUUGCUGGACUUUCCAGCUCGAAGUCCACAGGAACCCUCCGGCCUGCAUAUCACUAUUUGUCGUGGAGGAGCAAGUCGAGAUGUCCGAUUCGCUUCGCUGUCAUCACUGCACAUCCAUUGGUAAUAUUCUCUUCAUAUUACUCUCCCUCCCUCUCUCUCUCUCUCUCUCUCUCUCUCUCUCUCUCUCUCUCUCUCUCUCUCUCUCUCUCUCUCUCUCUCUCUCUCUCUCUCUCUCUCUCUCUCUCUCUCUCUUUCUAUCUAUCUAGCUGUCUGUCUCUCUGUCUGUAUGGAAAACCACGAGAACUCUGUCAUAACAUCCUCGGAAGAGCGUAAAAAGGGAUGCUCGUAAAUAUUUUCUGAAGUGUGGACAUUAGGGUUUCGCAGGUUGGGGCCGUCACAUGGUGUGCAACAAGAGGUACCAUUUUGUGUUGCCUUCGAAGAAGACAUUGGGGAGAUCAAAUGGGCCAAAUUGUGAAGUAAGAGAGACGAGUCUCUUGGCGGCUGUGAGAGAAUCCAGGUUAAUGAGCGUGAGAGGAGAACUGAUGCACGGCGUCGUGCAUUCCAAUGGCUUUGGGCACCUGCUCGCUGUAAACGGCUUUGAGGCAGGGUCGGAGGUCCUCUCUGGCCAUCAAAUACUAGACUUGUGGGACCGUAUGUGCACCGGUCUUGGAAUAAGGUUAUCUCUCUCUCUCUCUCUCUCUCUCUCUCUCUCGUCAUCUCUCCAUUAGCUGGGGAUAACAGGAUCUGAUUUUUUGAAUAUCGUGCUUGCACUAAGCCAUGCUAUUACGUAAUAAUGGAUUAUAUUCUUGAUUAUUACAAGGACACCUUCCUGCAUGCUCCUCUCGUCAGUAGAUUGUAUGUGUCCUUUGUUUACUAUGAUCCCACUAGAAACGAUAUUACUCGUAUUCGAUAUUCUGAUAAUAUGAGUUUUCGUACUAAAAUAAAAUUUGAUUUAUUGAUUAAUUUCGCGCUAACGAGUUCUUGGUUGCAUCUGUAAGAAAGGUGAGUUUGACUGACACUGCGAGGAAGAGGGGCAUGGAACUUAGGCUGGUCCACGCUGUGGCCUACGGCGAACCCUGGUUCGCACGAUGGGGCUACAGAUUCGGCCGAGAGAGCUACGGAGUCACCCUGCAGAUGUAUCAGCGAUCCAUUGAAGCACUAAGAUGCCUGCCGCUGUGUCUACUCGUCCCCCAGUACGGGACCACUAGCCGAGAACUCCCGGCCAUCAUCGCCAAGUAUCAGGCUAUCGCGGGCCACUCCCUCGUCUCUCUCGGCCAGCUGUUCAUGUUCAUGAUGGAGCUGAAGGAUCGCCUCCCGCCAGACGCCUUCACCACUGUCGACUACCACAGGAUCACCAUGGAGCCUGCCUGCAGGUGGUCAACAAAGAGACUAGAGAUGGCGGCUCAGGUGAUCGUCGACGCCCUCAAGAGGGCCAACUUCAAGUGGGUCUCCAGGCAAGACGUGAGGGACGCGGCCAGGGCCUAUGUCGGCGACACUGGCCUUCUUGACUUCGUCCUCAAGUCCCUUGGCAACCACGUUGUCGGCAACUAUGUCGUCCGCCGAAUGGUCAACCCGGUUACGAAGAUCCUCGAGUACUGUUUGGAGGACGUUCCAGGGGGGAACCCCAGCCACUGCAGCCGCAGCAGCUCGGGGGACACCGUGAACGUUAGAAUGAGGAUGCAAACGACGAGAGUGCAAGUGAGGAAGGACCUCAUCUACCUGUACAAGUGCAUCCUCCUCGGCCAAAAUCUUAGGCCCGCAGCCGGGAUCUUCACCGUCAUCCCGACAGCGGUGAGAUAUAUCCUAGACACCAAGCAUCUCUUGAAAGAUUAUCGGAAGGAGAUAACAUGGGAGAACGCGGUGAUGGCAAACAGCACCAUCAAGCUGCUGUGCACAGUCUGUGUGAGGAACCGAGGAGAACAAGAAGAACUGAGUCAACCAGUGACGCCCUACGAGGUGUUGACUUUUCCGGGGCAUGCGACCCUAGGAGAUAUUAAGACCACCGCAGAGAGGACAUUCAAGGAGAUCUACCUGGGUCUGAAGACCUUCACUUCAGAGUCAAUCGUUGAUGUUGCUUGCGGCGACUCGGAGUUAAUCUUGGGGACGAUCGAGUCGGGAAGCCGCGUGGUCGUCAGUGGGUUGAUAGUUGAAGGAGACGGUGGACAAGAUAUGUACGAGGGCGGGAACGGCAUUGACGGGCUUGUCAACUGCGCUUGUGGCGUGAAGGAGGACGACGGCGAACGGAUGCUCAACUGCGACUUCUGCAAUGUCUGGCAGCACACGCGCUGCGUCGGGAUAGGUGACGGCAAGAGCGUUCCACCUUUUUUCCUAUGUACCCACUGCGAGAACGGCAUCUCUCUCCUCCCGUCAUUGUUGCCAUGA
This is a messenger RNA of Spirodela intermedia, 2563 nucleotides long. The record is from the annotation of a GenBank genome assembly. Lineage: Eukaryota; Viridiplantae; Streptophyta; Magnoliopsida; Alismatales; Araceae.